GGUUCAUGGGAACGAUUCGUUUCUGAGGCGGGCAUCUCUGGUCUCCUCAGUCUCGCCACCACAACCGUUCACACACACACGCUCACAGCGGGAGCGACGCCGUGGUGUUUCCGUCCUGAAGCGUUAACCUACUCCCAGCAAAAUGUCGAGUAAUGUACAAGGAGGGAAGGCUUUUGGAUUACUGAAAGCACAGCAGAGAGAAAGGCUGGAGGAGAUAAACAGGGAGUUUAUGGAAGACCAGAAGUACCGGGAUGAGGAAGAUUUGGCAGAGAAGCUGGAUUCCUUCAAAAACAAAUAUGCAGAAUUCGACUUGGACAACCAGGGAGACAUUGAUAUGAUGGGUCUAAAGAGAAUGAUGGAGAAGCUCGGCGUGCCCAAGACCCACCUGGAGAUAAAAAAGAUGAUUUCAGAAGUGACGGGGGGCGUCAGCGACACCAUCAACUACAGAGACUUUGUCAAAAUGAUGCUUGGCAAGCGCUCAGCUGUGCUCAAACUGGUAAUGAUGUUUGAGGACAAGGCCAACAGCACAGCCUUCAAAACUGAAGGUCCUCCACCAAAACGUGACAUCGCCAGCCUGCCAUAGAGCUUGCCACCCCUGCAUCUUUCCACCCCAUCCCCCCACUUUACACCGAGGGGCUGAGUGUACAUAGCCUUACCCGACAUCUUGUGCUUGAACCCAGGGAAAGACCAAAUCUGUGGUUCAGAAACAGUUGGAGGAGGGAAAAAGAUAGCUAUAUCUAUAUUUGCUGUGAAGAGGUCAAACUGCAGAGUAGCUUUUUAUAAGUAAACAGAAGUGUAUAUAUUUAUAUGGAAAAUAGGUCUUUUUGAAGAGUGCUCAUCCCUUUUAAUUGAAUUGUUUCAUAAAAUGAACAAAAGUGUGUGUUUUGGUAAAGAGUCUUUACUCUUACCACAAGUGAUAUAACAGUGAAGUACGAUGUGUAACAUUUUGAACGUGUGUGUUAAGUGUAGUGCGUGUGGGAUGAGACAGUUUUAUGUCCUAAGACGUUAAACAUUUUACUGAAGAACUGCGAUUGGUGUUCUCCCUUCCUUCCACAGAAACCUUUUGUUUUGAGUUCUUCUGAGUUAGCCGGAUAAGUGGAAUUAGCUUGAAGCUUAUAGUCUUGAAUUACCACUAACCUAUUUGUCUCUACAGUGUGUACAGACCGGUGUGUUCUAGUGUAAUGUCGAACCUGUGGGGCAGGGUUGUACCUCAGAACGUGAUGCCAUGAUAAUGAUGUAUGCUGAUAUUGCAAUGAUACUGAGUUGUUUAACGUGAGUUGUUUUUGUAGUAUAGCACACUGAUGCUAUUGGCUAAGCACAAACAAUGAGAGAAUAUGCUGUUUUCACACGUUAAGUGCUAGUUUGUUUUGGUCAUGGGUGAGACAUCACACCUAAGGGAGUUAAAAAAAAAAGCGUGUCGCCUCUUAUCUCUUAGUGUUCGCAUAGUUUUACUCUAGUUUCAAGGCGCUCACGACUUCUUUUGUUACAAUGAAGGACACAAGAUUCAUCAGUCAAAACAAGUCUUUCCAAGUGCCUCACUUAUUAUUUUGAUGUAGCCAGUUUAUUAGAACAUGCUCGUUGUGUUCAGAUAAAUUACAUAUGAAUUAAUACAGUGUGUGUGAAAGUGAGGACUGUAUGUGUACACAUACAGUCAUAUCAUUCAGAAUAUUAUGACCACGUCCUUGUUUCUACAGUCUACAGUGUCAAUUUGUAGGCAUUUUUGAGCAUUUUGUUCGUCUGGAGUUACAGACAGUAGUCUUUUUAUUUCUCUAAUGUAUACUGCGUUAUUAUCUUUAUCUACCCUGUUCUUCAAUGAUAAGGACCUCACAAGACCACCACAGAGCAGCUACUAUUUGGGUGGUGGGUCCUUCUCAGCAUACUGUUGUGUGAUUUGCUGGUACGUGUAGAUCAGACACAGCAGUGCUGCUGGAUUUAAUAAACAUUAGUUAUUCAUCAGUGGGCAGAGGAUGCUUCCCAGGGAUUCUGUUGAAUUUAUAUUCUUAUAUUUAGUCCGGAAGUGACAAGGUGUUUAAAAACUCUAGCAGCACUGCUGUCUCUGAUUCACUCAUAUCAGCACAACACACAAUAACACACCACUACCAUGCAGUGCUUUGAAUGACCCACCACCCAAAUAAUACCUGCUCUGUGGUGGUCCUGUGUAGUCCUAACCACUGCAAAAAGGAAAAUAUACAGAGAAACAGAAGAUCUACAGUCUGUAUUGGUAGAACUACUAAGUGUUCCUAUGUGCUGAAUGGAACUGGUGUUUUUGGGAAGUGGUCAUGAUAUUCUAAUAUGACUGUGUUUAUUGUGCUAGUGUGUACUUGCUUGUGCAGAGUUGCUUUUGGGUACAUUCUGGGACCUUCUUGAAUGCUGCAGUGUCCUUAUUGCUCCCCAUCCCCCUGCAGCGUUUGCUGCUCGACUUCCACACCAUCAGCUGUUUUAAAUCCAACUCUUUCUAUAGCAAUCAGUUCGUAUUCCUUCUGUUCUGUUAGAGAACUAGAUGGGACUGCUUAGGUCAUUUUACUGCCACAGCACUUCUGUUUGUACAGCAUUCAUCACUCAAACGAAAAGGGUUUAGAGUUCACAGUGAAGCCUGUGAUCACCUUCAAGCUUCUCAUGUAUUUUAAACAAUAUUUUUUAAAGAGUUUUAUUCUGGGCUUCAUUGUUAUGUAGAAAAUGUUUUGUCUCAUGUGCCUCUCAUGCGUUUUACUGUUGAUUUAUUUCAUUCUUUCAUUUCCAUUUCUUCCAUUCCUUUUAAGAAUCAUGUGAACAUAAAAUAUGAAAUAGCAGCUGCACUGUUUUAGGGUUGUAUUUUUAAUGCUUUGUUUAAUUAUUAUUUUUGUUGGGAAUAGUGGUUUGUUUCAGCAUAAUGCAAUUAAUGCAGGCUUUUUUAUUUUAGAUCACCUGUGUAACACCUUUUUUUGUUUUGUUUUUUUUUUGCAAACACCAAAGGAAGUAAAAACAAUCUUAGUUACACAGAAA
Messenger RNA from Astyanax mexicanus (Mexican tetra), 2982 nucleotides. RefSeq names its product allograft inflammatory factor 1-like (gene aif1l). Gene Ontology annotation, biological process: ruffle assembly; actin filament bundle assembly. Lineage: Eukaryota; Metazoa; Chordata; Actinopteri; Characiformes; Acestrorhamphidae. The record is from RefSeq and is a predicted model, not a curated record. The transcript has 6 exons. The coding region runs from base 143 to 583 and encodes 146 amino acids. Gene Ontology annotation, molecular function: calcium ion binding; actin filament binding. Gene Ontology annotation, cellular component: ruffle membrane; actin filament.